Messenger RNA from Artibeus jamaicensis (Jamaican fruit-eating bat), 3093 nucleotides. RefSeq names its product guanylate cyclase 2G-like. Gene Ontology annotation, cellular component: membrane. The record is from RefSeq and is a predicted model, not a curated record. Gene Ontology annotation, molecular function: guanylate cyclase activity; protein kinase activity; peptide receptor activity. NCBI's taxonomy places the organism in Eukaryota, Metazoa, Chordata, Mammalia, Chiroptera, Phyllostomidae. Gene Ontology annotation, biological process: protein phosphorylation; receptor guanylyl cyclase signaling pathway; cGMP biosynthetic process.
AUGGCUCCCAGCACAGUUCUAACACUCUUUGCCAGUGUGCUGGUGGCUUGGCUUGAGGCUGCUAAACUCAUUGUGGGCUUUCAGCCUUCCUGGAAUAUCUCCCAUCCAUUCAGUGUGCAAAGGCUGGGUGCAGGUCUCCAGAUUGCCAUGGUCAAGAUCAACUUAGAGUCAGCGGACCUCAGAAAUUUUAGCUGUGAGUUCACUUACACCAUCUCAACCUGCAGUGCCAAGGAGGCUCUUGCUAUUUUCAUUAGCCAGGUCCAGAGAGAAGAGAUUUCUGCCCUGUUUGGACCAGCAUGCCCAGAAGCAGCAGAGGUUAUUGGUUUGCUGGCCUCUGAGUGGAAUACCCCCAACUUUGACUUUGCUGGACAAACAGCAAAACUGUAGAAUGACUCCUUAUAUGACACCUAUGUGAGACUUGUGCCACUUGUGUGUGAGAUUGGUGAUGUGCUCCAGAAAAGUCUCCAGUACCUGGGCUGGAAACACAUCAGGAUGUUUGGGGGUCCCUUUGGGACUUCCUCCUGGGAUAGAGGGUGGAGGAUUGUAGAGAACGAACUCAAAGCCCAUUUCACCAUCACUGCCCAGGUCAAAUACACCAACUAUCCAGCCCUACUGCAAGAGAAUGUUAGGACCGUGUCAGCAACUGCCAGAGCACGUGCAUGUGUGCACAGGGUCAUGUGUGCUUGGCUGACUGUUUUUUUUCUUAUAGCAAUCAUCCUAAUCUGCAGCUCAGAGGAUGCAGACAUUAUUCUGGUAGCUGCGGACAACCUGGGCCUCCAAGCGGGAGGGUUUGUUUUCAUUGUUCUGCAGCAGUGGCAGGACAGUUUCUGGAAGAAGGUGCUAAUAAAUCAGAAGGGGACGCACUUCCUCACCGUCUGUGAGCCUGUUCUUCUCAUGCCCCUUAGCUCUUAUGGAGAAGGUCCUGGAGAUGAAGGCUUCCGACAAGAAGUCCACCAAAGGCUGAGGGGGCCACCCUUCCACAGCUCUGUGUCUGCAGAGGAGCAGGUCUGAGUGAGCCCUCACUCUGCCUAUCUUCACGACUCAGCCCUGCUCUAAGCUCACACAGUGAAGUUCAUGAUGAAGGCCUGAAAAGAUUUCCGGGAUGGGUGGCAGCUGGUCAGCACUCUGACAGGUUUUAAUUGGACCAUGUUGGGAAUCACGGGCCCAGUGUUUGUGGACUCCCAGGGAGAAAGGCGUAUGGAUUACUCUGUCUAUGCCCUACAGAAAUCCAGAAAUGGGUCACUCUUUCUUCCUGUUCUUCACUAUGACAGCUGCCAGAAAGUAAUCAGACACAGCUGUGGAUUUGACAAUGAGCUCUGUGAAAGUGAGCUCUCUUUUACAGGUCAGUGUGGGCACCUGGAGCAGACAGCAGGUGUGACACCUGUGAUUCUCACGAUGACCUUCCUGAUUAGUGUCUUGGGAACUGCCAUCAUAGGUCUGAUUUUAAGGAUGCAGAAAGGAACAUUGCAGAGGCCAAAUAGAGACAUUUGGUGGCAGAUCAAUUAUGAUGACAUCACCAUUCUGCCCCAGAACAAGGGAAACCAUGUGGCCAUCUGCUAUGUUGGUGACCGAGCAGAAGCCUGGAUCAGGAAGCCACCUGUGCUGCAGGAAAUCUGCCUUGUGUAUGAAUUGAGGCAUGAAAACAUUGUUUCCUUCUUUGGUGUUUGCACAGAAGCACCCAACAUCUGCAUGGUCACUCAGUAUUGCAAAAAAGGAAGAGUGAAGGAUGUUUUGAGAACUUCUGGUGCAGAAGUGGAUUGGAUAUUCAACUCAUUUGCAUAUGACGUACUCAAUGGCUUGCUGUUCCUUCAUAGGAGCCCACUGAGGUUCCAUGGAAACCGGAAGCCUUCCGGCUGCCUGGUGGACAGUCGGAUGUGGGUGAAGCUGUCUGGGUUUGGGCUGUGGGAGCUCAAGGAUGGCCAGACAUACAGAACGUAUGAGAAAACAAUGGCCCACUCCAAGGUCUAUUGGACAGCCCCAGCGCUGUUGUGGCUCCCAGAGGCGCCCGGUCGGGCACCUCCAAGGGAGAUGCACAGCUUUGCUGUUCUGAUGAGGGAGCUGAUGCACCAGCAUGACCAUGGGCCUUUCCAUGAUCGCGACGAGACACCGGACAAACUCAUCCAUCGAAUCAGAGACCCCACAGGCUCAGUCCUGCCUCGACUUUUCCUGUCGGAGGAGAAGGGCAAUGAAAAGGUCGUGGCCCUGGGGAGGGCGCACUGGGGUGAGUCUCCAGAGAAGAGGCCUCCACUCUGUUCCAUCAAGAAAAUGCUAUGAGAAGCCAGCCCUGAAGUCCACGUGGGCAUGCUAGACAGCAUGGUGAACAACCUGCAAGUGUAUACCAAUCACCUGGAGGAGGUGGUGGAAGAGAGGACCAACCAGCUGAUGGCAGAGAAGGGGAACGUGGAUAAGCUCCUGUCCACAAUCCUGCCCAGCUUCACUGGAGCGCAGCUGAAAGCUGGAAGAGCCGUGGAACCUGAACAUUUUCAGUCUGUGACUGUCUUGUUCUCUGACAUUGUAGGGUUCACAAAACUGUGCUCUCAGCUCUGCUCCCCCUCCCCCCUGAAAGUUGUAAAGCUCUUCAACAACCUCUAGAGUUUAUUCGAUCACAUCAUUAAAAAUCACAAUGUGUAUAAGGUUGAAACCACUGGAGAUGCGUACAUGGUGGCUAGUGGACUUCCCAUCCGCAAUGAUGUGGACGAGAUCGCUCCAAUGUCCUUGCACUUCCUUAGCGCCACCAUCCACUUCCAGGUUGGACACAUGCCUCAGGAGAAGCUCAAGCUCCGGACUGGCCUCCACACAGGUCCUGUGGUGGCUGGCGUGGUGGGCGUCACGAUGCCCAGGUACUGCCUGUUUGGAGACACCGUGAACGUGGUCCGGAUGGAGAGCGGCAGUUUGCCUCUCUGGAUUCACGUCACUCAGAGCACCACAGAUGGGCUGCUGGCCGUGGGCGGGUACAACCUGCAAAAGAGAGGCACCACUGCAGUCAAGGGCCAAGGAGAGCAAACAACUUUCUGGUUGAAAGGCAAAGGAGGCUUCACUUUUCCACUUCCUGAAUUUACUGAAGAAGACGCUGAAGUCCCAGAGAUCUUCUGA